GCAUUCCCCGCUGCUCCUGGUACACGCCUCGUUAUCCUUCACUUCUCGUGAUUGAUCAAUCUCGCGCCUCACCAUGGAUCCCUAUGACAGUGACUCCUCCGGCUUUGACGAUGACGGAGACUUUACCGAGACCGGCGUGCUGCUGGGCUACGCAGCAGACGAGAUUGUAGAGGAUACCAUCAGCCAUCUGGGAGGCUGGCCUACCUGGCUCGACAACGCUACCCCGCCCCCCGGCGACUUUGCCAAAUGCAAAGUCUGCAGCCAACCCAUGCUCCUCCUCCUCGAACUCCACGGCGACCUUCCCAAUGACUUCCCCCACGACGAGCGGCGCCUCUACAUUUUCUCGUGCCCCAGAAAGCCCUGCAACCGCAAGCCCGGCAGUGUCCGGGCUCUUCGCGCCACCAGAAAGCUGAAGAUUGAGCAGCCGCCUCAACCCAAGAAGGAGGAAAAGCCAGAGCCCACAGAAGAGAAGAAAACCGACCCCCCGGCUCCCAAGCAGGAUCUUGGAGCCAGUCUGUUCGGCUCUUCCUCUCUCACCGGCAGUGUCUCCGCCAGCGCAAACCCCUUCUCCUCCGGUGCCUCCUCCGGCCUUCCCAGCAACCCAUUUGCUGCCCCGGCCCCCUCCCCGGGUCUCUCAUCGCAGCCCGCCAAACCCGCACAGACAACCCCUUCAUCCACCAAAACACUUUCCGAAUCCUUCGCCGACAAGGUCCGAGUCUCCUCCCCACCCCCGACGACCCAGCCCCCCGAAGCCUCCGGCCCGAGUGCGCCCUGGCCCUCGCAGUCCGAGUUCCCGGCGCCCUACACCCAGUUUUACCUGGAUGCCGAGUACGAGACCAUGUCGCGGCCAUCCACUCCCACGAUCCCCGCCAACGUCACAAUCGAUAACACGGAGGAGGAAGGUGCCGGGGGCUCCGGAGAGUUGAAGGAUGCCUUUGAAUCCGAAUUGGACAAGGCAUUCAUCCGCUUCUCCACCCGACUGGGCCACAACCCUGAGCAGGUCCUGCGCUAUGAGUUCCGUGGAACCCCGCUGCUUUAUUCCCACGCCGACGCCGUUGGAAAGCGUCUCCAUGAUCCGAAAAACCCCAGCCCUGGUGCUCGGGUGACCACCGUUGCUGCUUCAAACCGUAUUCCCCGGUGCGAGUACUGCGGUAGUGAGCGAGUGUUUGAGUUUCAGCUCGUGCCUCAUGCGAUCAGCGUGCUGGAGGAGGGAAGAGACGUCGGUCUCGGCCCCAAGGAUGAUGCCGGUAUGGAAUGGGGUACCAUCAUCCUGGGUGUCUGCAGUAAGGACUGCGGUCCCAAGGAAGUGGGUGUGGUCGGAUACCGCGAGGAAUGGGCCGGCGUGCAGUGGGAGGAACCCACAAAAUAGAUGAUGGCUUACGCUUUACCAUAAUGUUGACGUUGAUGACCAUAUGCAUAUAGACAUGCGUUGAGCUUUUCUUUCGAAUCAAAAGUAUAUCCUACUCUUCUUUCACCUAUUCGGGAUCAUCAAGUAGGUUUGGUUUCUUCUGUAUACGGACAGUGGAUAUCUUGGUGAAAUUAUUUUCACGGAGAGAGAAAGAAAAAUGAGGAAAAUGGAGGAAGAGGAAGACGAUGAUGAUAAACAACCUAGUCAUGCAGAAGCAAAACUCAAAACGCCAAUUGCGCCAGGUCCGGACUUCCCAACCCUCCCCAUGCUGGUCUAUCCCCCGUCAUCAUCAUCUUUUUUGGGCUCCGAGCUCGUGUCAUGGGUGGAACAAUAAUGCUACGUCCCGUUUGCUUUUAGCGGUCGUUUUCUUCUUCCAACAAAGACAGGCCUGGGGUGUUGUAACCACCCAGAGUCAUCUUCGAGGUAAAAUAUUAGCAAGAAUAGAAUAGGG
This is a messenger RNA of Aspergillus ibericus CBS 121593, 1859 nucleotides long. Its product is annotated as small subunit rRNA maturation protein TSR4. Gene Ontology annotation, biological process: maturation of SSU-rRNA. The coding region runs from base 74 to 1369 and encodes 431 amino acids. Gene Ontology annotation, cellular component: cytoplasm. NCBI's taxonomy places the organism in Eukaryota, Fungi, Ascomycota, Eurotiomycetes, Eurotiales, Aspergillaceae. The record is from RefSeq and is a predicted model, not a curated record. The transcript has 2 exons.